Coregonus sp. 'balchen' is the source of this 1327-nucleotide messenger RNA. Lineage: Eukaryota; Metazoa; Chordata; Actinopteri; Salmoniformes; Salmonidae. The record is from the annotation of a GenBank genome assembly.
AUGUUUCGUCUGAAGAAGGACAACGCCAUGAAAUACUCCAAAGCUCUACUGGACUACUUUAAGGUACAAAUCUUACCCUCACUCUAACCCUCACCCUCAAACUAACCCUCACCCUCACCCUCAUCCUAACCCUGAAGUACUCCAAAGCUCCACUGGACUACUUUAAGAUACAAAACCUCAUCCUCACCCUAACCCUCACCCUCACCCUCACCCUCAUCCUAACCCUGAAGUACUCCAAAGCUCCACUGGACUACUUUAAGAUACAAAACCUCAUCCUCACCCUAACCCUCACCCUCAUCCUAACCCUGAAGUACUCCAAAGCUCUACUGGACUACUUUAAGGUACAAACCUCACCAGCAGCUAUUUUAACAGCUGGAUUUAGUGUGAUACAAUUAAACGCAGAUGUGUUGGAUUAGACUGGAUAGAUUGUAAACGUGUGUUUUAUGUCAUUCCAGAGUUCUCCCAAAGUGCCUACUACACCCCCCAUCUGGAGCGACUCAGGAAAGUAAGGAAGUCUCUCUCUCUCUUAUUUCCUCUUUCUCACUCUCAAUCUCUGCAAUGUAUUUUUGAAUGUAUAUAGUAUUAGGUUGAUUUGAUUCUCCCCAGUGAAGUAUCAUUGUGUUCUUCUCAUCCACAGGGGCACAGGGGGGCCUCCCUCCUCCCUCUCCCCCAGCCCCUCAGCCCUCACCCUGGGCAGCUCCCCCUCUUCCCUCAUCAGCAUUCCCCAGCGCAUCCACCAGAUGGCAGCAAACCACCUGAACAUCACCAACAAUGUCCUGUACAGCUAUGAGUACUGGGAGCUAGCAGAAAGCCUGGCCAGAGACAACAAUGGUGAGAGAGACUACCCCAUUAUUAGCCAAUGAAUAGAAAUGACCUCUGUGGCUUUUUGAAGAGAGAGAAUUUUCACAUUGUUACAACAAUAAUAUAACAUUUUAAAUGUCUCUAUUCUUUUGAAACUAUUUUGAGUGUAAUAUUUACUAUUAAUUUCAUUUUUGUUUAUUGUUUAUUUCACUUGCUUUCGCAAGUUUCCCAUGCCAAUAAACUGAGAGAGUGAGAGAGCUAAUUUUGUUGAUACUAGGUUUCAACGCUUUAUUCAAUUUUAUCUAACUCUCUCCUUCACUCUGUCUCGCCCCCUCUCUCUCCCUUUCUCUCUCUCCCUCUCUCCCACUCUCUCCCUCUCUCUCUCUCCUUCUAUCUCUCUCAAGAGUUCUUUAACUACCUGAAUACUCUGUCAGGGCCAUUGACUCUCCACAGUAGUAUUGCUCAUGCAGUCCAGUACACCAGACAGGCUCUGCAGUGGAUACGCAUCAGUGCCAAUGUGGGCUAG